Messenger RNA from Zophobas morio, 1536 nucleotides. Its product is annotated as succinate--hydroxymethylglutarate CoA-transferase. The record is from RefSeq and is a predicted model, not a curated record. NCBI's taxonomy places the organism in Eukaryota, Metazoa, Arthropoda, Insecta, Coleoptera, Tenebrionidae. The coding region runs from base 47 to 1342 and encodes 431 amino acids. Gene Ontology annotation, molecular function: catalytic activity. The transcript has a single exon.
AAUAUUACGUAAUUGAUAAGAAUUUUAAGUAGUUGUAGUCGCAAAAAUGUUGACCGCCGUGAAAAGAUCCCUCCGUCAUGUUAUUUCUUCACACAUUAAAAUAGCAAACGGCACGUUUAAAUCAAUACACACACAGUCUUCACAUAAUUCUCCGCUGGAAGGCGUCAGAGUUCUCGAUUUAACUCGAAUUGUGGCAGGGCCGUAUUGCACAAUGAUUCUGAGUGAUUUGGGAGCGGAAGUCAUCAAAGUAGAGCGUCCCGGAAGCGGCGACGAAGCACGUAAGUGGGGCCCUCCAUUCGUGAACAAAACACCAGAAACUUCCUAUUUCAUUGCCCUGAAUCGCAACAAAAAAAGCGUCUGCAUUGACCUCAAGUCACCAAAAGGAAAACACAUUUUAUAUGAACUAGCCAAAACGUCUGAUGUACUAGUCGAAAAUUACGUACCUGGUAAACUGUGCGAACUAGAAUUAGGUUAUGAACACCUUAGGCAAGUUGCACCACAUCUCAUUUAUUGCUCAAUAACGGGCUUUGGGCCCGAGGGUCCAUACCAGUCCAAACCAGGUUAUGAUGUAGUUGCAGCUUCAAUGGGAGGCUUUCUGCAUAUAACUGGACCCAAAGGUGGAGAACCAUGCAAAGCUGGUGUUGCAAUGACUGAUUUAUCGACAGGUUUAUAUGCUCAUGGAGCCAUUUUAGCAGCUCUUUUUAAACGUACAAAAACAGGCAAGGGGCAAAAAAUUGAUUGCAAUUUACUCUCCACACAAGUCGCUUCAUUAAUUAAUAUUGGCUCAAAUUAUUUAAACACUGGAAAAGAGGCAGCGCGCUGGGGUACGGCCCAUGAAAGUAUAGUUCCUUAUGAAGCAUUUCCUACCAAAGAUGGAUAUUUCACUAUAGGUGCUGGAUCAGAUUUACAAUUCAAAGACCUGUGUAAAAGAAUGGGCAGACAAGAUCUUGCAGACAAUGAAAAGUUUAAAACUAAUCAACUCAGAGUUCAACACAGAAUUGAAUUGAUUGGGACCAUAAGAUCCAUUAUAGCUACUAAAACGAAGAAGGAAUGGGCAAAGAUUUUUGAAGGCGGUUCAUUUCCCAAUGGACCUGUUAAUACGUUGCAGGAAACUUUUGAUGAUCCUCAUAUUGAAGAAAUUGGUUUGAUACAUUCAAUGGAGCAUCCCGUUGCUGGAAGCAUCAAAGUUGUUGGACCGCCAGUUAAAUACAGUGAUGGAGGUAACUGCGUACGUUCCGCACCUCCAACGCUUGGGCAACAUACUGAUGAAGUUUUGAAAAAUUUGCUACAAUACAAUCAAGAACAGCUCAAAGAAUUGAGGCAACAAAAUGUUAUACAAUAAGGAGGAAUUAUUUUCAAUGAAAACUAUGCCAUACAUUCAAAUACUUGCCAUAAUCUGUGAUUAUUUUAAGAUAUACUGUAAUUGUGGGGACCCAAUUUGUUUCUUAAAUGUUUAUUUAGAUUUAAGGGGAUGUGAGAAUAAUUGUUAUAUUCAUAUUUUUACAGUUUCACAAUAAAGCGUAUAUUAUUCAUGCA